Molecule: messenger RNA, 2725 nt
Organism: Carassius gibelio (silver crucian carp)
Lineage: Eukaryota; Metazoa; Chordata; Actinopteri; Cypriniformes; Cyprinidae
Product: lysosome-associated membrane glycoprotein 1
Exons: 10
Coding region: 182-1432 (416 amino acids)
Cellular component (GO): membrane
Source: RefSeq, a predicted model, not a curated record
AUGACUGGAACAUUCUACCUCAUGACUCGCAGAAUCUGCUGCUAGACACCGAACAAACACCGAACUCGCUUUAUAACUGACAGACAGCACAGAUCCGCGCGGAUCAUCUAAAGAAAGGUACGCGGAGUUUACUACGUAACGUUAGUGUUCUGCGCUCGGAGUCUGACGCGUUUUCUGAGGCAUGACGGUGAAACGGAGCUCCGCUGCAGGUGUCUGCUGGACCCUACUGAUGGGGUGUGUGUUUGCAGCUCACGCGGUGACGUUUGAGGUGACGGAUGGAAACUCCACCUGCAUUAAAGCAGAUCUCAACAUCAGCUUCAGCAUCACCUACAACACCACCAAUGGAACGAGCGCGGCGAGGUUUGUGCUGCCGUCCACAGCAGCGGUGGGUGAAGGUAGUUCCUGCGGCGGAGCUGAUGUUCCUCCAGAGCUGCUGGUGUCCUUCAGCACCGGUCACACUCUCACACUCCUGUUCUCCAGAGACACACACCUCUACCGUGUGUCCAGCAUCAGCCUGCAGUACAACCUGAGCGACACCAGCACCUUCCCACAGUCCUCCAGCCGCGGGCUCAUGACGGCGGUGAGGAACGUGACGGAGAUCUGGGCGAGGUUAAACAGCACCUACAGGUGUGUGAGCCCCAGCAGCUUCAGUCUGAGCCCCGAGGUCAACCUCACCUUCUCUGAUGUGCACAUGGAGGCUUACAUGAGCGGAGCAAACCUCAGCACGGACGAGAGCGUUUGCAGCGCUGAUCAGACGGUUACGACCGCUGCCCCGACUCAGUCGCCCAGAACCACGUCCGCCCCGUCUCCCACCCCGCUGCCCGCUCCGCUGCAAGGGAACUACACCCUCACUGACCACAACGGCACCGCCUGCCUGCUGGCACUGAUGGGGUUACAGCUCAACAUCACACACCGCUCCAGAGCACUGAACCAGAUGGUCAGCGAGGUCGUGAACCUGCAGCCCAACAGAACCACAGCCUCGGGGUCGUGUGGGGUCACGGUCGCCACGCUGGUGCUGACGGAGGAUCUCACCAACCUCACCUUUACCUUCACACUGAACUCCACUACACAGAAGUAUUCCCUGAGCGCUGUGAACGUCUCUGCUCUCUGGCCUGACAUGACAGACCGGUUUGAGGAGGGAAACGUCUCUCUGAACUUCCUGCAGUGCAGCGUGGGCCGCUCGUACAUGUGCAGCGCGGAGCAGACGCUCUCGAUCGUGCCCAGCUUCUCCAUAAACACCUUCAGACUCCAGCUGCAGCCCUUCAACGUCACGGCCGGACGCUUCUCUGCAGUGGAGGAGUGCCGUGUGGAUCAGGAGAACAUGCUCAUCCCCAUCAUCGUGGGUGUGGCUCUGGCCGGUCUGGUGCUCAUUGUCCUCAUCGCGUAUCUGAUCGGCAGGAAGAGGACACACGCCGGAUACCAGACCAUCUGAUCACCUUCAUCAUCCUCCUCCUCCUCUGUCUGCGCUGCGAUCGACUGCAACGACAUGCACUGGAGUGUGUGUGUGUGUGUGUGAGAGAGAGAGUGUGUGUUCACUUUAAGGUCAGGGGUCAGCUGCAGUGGUCAGUGUGUGUGUGUGUGUGUGAGUGAGUGAGUGAGUGUUAACUGUGAGGUCAGGGGUCAGCUGCAGUGGUCAGUGUGUGUGUGAGUGAGUGUUAACUGAGGUCAGGGGUCAGCUGCAGUGGUUAUUAAUGUGAGAGUGUGUUUGUGUUCACGGUGAGGUCAGAGGAGUGUGUGUGUGUGUGUGUGUGAGAGAGAGUGUGUGUGUGUGUGUGUGUGUGUGUGUGAGAGAGAGAGUGUGUGUGAGAGAGAGUGUGUGUUCACUGUAAGGUCAGGGGUCAGCUGCAGUGGUCAGUGUGUGUGUGUGUGUGAGUGAGUGAGUGAGUGUUAACUGUGAGGUCAGGGGUCAGCUGCAGUGGUUAUUAAUGUGAGAGUGUGUUUGUGUUCAUGGUGAGGUCAGAGGAGUGUGUGUGUGUGUGUGUGGGUGUGUAUGAAUGAUGAUUGUUUGAGUCCAGAUGUUCAGCACAAACUGGACAGACCUUCACUCUCAGACGUAAUCCUAAAAAUGACUCCUCUUUUCUUUUCUUUUCUUUUCUUCUAAUGUUCUUUUCUUCUGUUCAUUUUAUUCUAAAAUGCUCAAUGUUUUAGUGUUUGUACUGAUUUUAACUGGCUAUAUGUAAAAAUAAGUGUAUGACAUCAGCUCAUUUAUGUGUGUGUGUGUGAUGCUGGCAUUAAAUGAUACGUGAUGUUAAUAAUUACCCAUGAUCCUCCACACACACACACACACACACAGAGAGAGCUGUAAGAGCCGUUCACACAGAACACGUUUGUUCGGAUCUGAUCUGAUCUUGAGCAGCGAGACUCUAGUUCAGUGAUUCUGUGUGAACAUGAACCCUAAACCCUGAUGAUGAUGAUGAUGAUGAUGAUGAUGAAGUUUAGCUUGUUGCUCGGGUGAAAAGGGAAAUGAAUGAAUGUGAUUCUGAAACUAUCUUGUUUCCUAAGACAUUUAAAGUGCAUGCCAGUGACAUCAUCAUCACAGCAUGAAGAUGAAGAUGAUGGUGGAUCUGUGGAUCAGUGUUUAAGUGAUGAUGAUGAUGAUGAUGAUGACAGCACUCAUGUCUCAUGCUUGUGUCACUGACGUUGGUUUCUGGAUAUUUUUGUAGUGAAUGUUUGGUUAUUUUAUGCUUCAGGGUUUGAGAUUAAUAAAUAAAUGACUUCCACUCCA